AGGGGCGGGGCGGCGACUGAGAGGGAAAGGCUUCCGCCCUCCGAGGCCCAGGACCACGCCAUGGAGCCCGGCGGAGGCAGCUCUUCCGUGGCGCCUGCCCGGCCGCGCGUGGUGAUCGUGGGCGCGGGGAUGGCCGGCCUGGCCGCGACCCAGCGCCUCCUCCUCAGCGGCGGCGGCUCGCGGCACUUCUCCGGCCUGCGCUUGCUCGAGGCCUCCGGGAGAGCGGGCGGCCGCAUCCGCUCCGUCCCCUUCGAAAAUAAGGUGGUUGAGCUUGGUGCCCACUGGAUCCAUGGGCCUUCAAGGGAGAACCCUGUAUUCCAGCUUGCUUCAGAGCACGGAUUAUUAGAUGACGAUGCCAUGUCUGAGGAGAACCAACAGGUGGAAGCAGGGGGACAUCCUGUGUGGUCAUCAGUCUCCUAUUCCAGCCAGGGCCAGUUGCUGAGCUCUGAAAUAAUCGAAUCCAUGAGGAUCCUCUUUUUUACUCUCUUAGAAGAAUCACGUGAGUUCCUGCACGCAGACAAAGUCCCCGUACAAAGUGUGGGUGAAUACAUGAAAAAAGCAAUUGUUCAACGGAUGAAGGAAUGGACCGAUGAUGAAAAGACAAAAUCCUUGAAGCUGUCUAUCCUCAACCUGUAUUUCAAGUUGGAGUGCUGUGUGAGUGGAACUCACAGCAUGGAUCUGGUGGGACUGGGGCCCUUUGGGGAGUACAGAAUGCUGCCUGGCCUGGACUGUACCUUUCCCAAUGGUUAUGAAGGACUCACGAACCGCAUAAUGGCAUCUUUACCCAAAGGGACUGUGCUCUUUGAUAAGCCAGUGAAGACUAUUUAUUGGGGGAGCUCCUACUUGGAAGAGUCCACAGGGUGCCUUUUUGGAGUUCAAGUGGAAUGUGAAGAUGGCGAGAAAUUCUUCGCUGACCAUGUCAUCCUCACAGUGCCUCUAGGGUUCCUCAAAGAACACUACAAGACCUUUUUCUAUCCUCCGCUUCCAUCCCAGAAAGUGGCAGCAAUAAAAAACCUGGGAUUUGGAACAAACAACAAAAUAUUUUUGGAAUUUGAGCAGCCAUUCUGGAAGCCAGAUUGUGAACUUGUUGAGGUGGUAUGGCUGGAUGAAUCGCCUUUGGUUGAACCACCUAGUGAUUUGAAGACUACCUGGUUUCAAAAAAUCCCUGCCUUCAUUGUUCUCCAUCCUCCAGAAAGGUAUGGACAUGUCCUCCUUGGCUUCGUUGCUGGGAAAGAAUCUGAAUUCAUGGAAACUCUUACAGACACUGAGGUUCUCACAACCUUAACACAAGUAUUUCGUAGAGUAACAGGAAAUCCACAGCUUCCUCCACCAAGGAGUAUCCUGAGAUCUAAAUGGCACAGCGAGCCCUAUACCAAAGGUUCUUACAGUUAUGUGAGUGUUGACAGCUGUGGAGAUGACAUUGAUGUCCUUGCUCAACCCCUUCCUGAAGAAACAUAUAAUUCUAAGCCACCUGGGCUCCUUUUUGCAGGGGAAGCCACACAUCGCACUUUCUAUUCAACAACCCAUGGGGCUUUGCUGUCUGGCUGGAGAGAAGCAAAUCGUCUUAUUCACAUCUAUGACAAGCCUGAAUCCCUACAUGCUAUGCUGUAAGCAGCUAACAGCAACUCUCUUUUGUUGAUGAUUGUCUCAUCAGUAAUCAUUAGACAACUUGUAGCCCCCCAAAACACAUUUUGAUCUGCCUGAUAAACAUGCUGGGUCUUUCUUGCAUUUGUGAUUUGGGGAACCAGAAUAAAAAAAACAUGUCUUUCAGUAUUGUAUGCCACAAAGAUAAUUCAGUUAAAAAUAAAUGUCUCUUUAUGCUGCUUUUAUUUCCACUACUUCUGGCCAUGGAAUAUACGGGCAGUCCCUGAGUUACAAACAUCCAACUUACAAAUGACUCAGAGUUAAGAACGGAGGUGAGACAGUAGGAAGUGAGAGAAAUGUACCCAUAUGAAGAGAAUUCCACUUCUGAAAGAGUUCUCAUGGGGAAAAGAUAUCUGAACUGAAGCUUUUUCAUCAAUCCUUGUUUCUACAACAAGCCAAUUUUUCCAAAAUCCAAUGAUUGCAGAGAUAGAAAGUGAGGUGAAAUCUUCUGAACAGGGGCACAGACAACAAAACAAACCCCGCAAGGGUGUUAACCCCUCACUAUGCUAUCCAAAGUUCACUCUCUAUGUGUGUGUGUGUGUAUGUAUGGCUGGACUUACACUUUAAAAUGCACCUGUUCCGUCUUACAUAUAAAUUCACUUAAAAACAAAUCUCCAGGACCUAUCUCGUUCGUAACUUGGGGACUGCCUGUAACUAUGUUUUCCUGUAUGAUCCAGUACAGAUAAUUAACCAGCACAGGAUGGCCCUCCAGGCUGUUACCAAAUUGCAGAUACCAACAUUUUUUACCACUGACUGUACUGGCUAUCAUUGGUGUGAAUUACAGUUCAACAACAUCUGAAAUGACCUUUUCAAACUGACUUUUCCAUAAAAAGACAAUAUAUUGAAGUA
Molecule: messenger RNA, 2493 nt
Organism: Anolis sagrei ordinatus
Lineage: Eukaryota; Metazoa; Chordata; Lepidosauria; Squamata; Anolidae
Gene: PAOX
Product: polyamine oxidase
Molecular function (GO): polyamine oxidase activity
Source: RefSeq, a predicted model, not a curated record